This is a messenger RNA of Xenia sp. Carnegie-2017, 657 nucleotides long. RefSeq names its product nuclear pore complex protein Nup50-like. The record is from RefSeq and is a predicted model, not a curated record. The transcript has 4 exons. NCBI's taxonomy places the organism in Eukaryota, Metazoa, Cnidaria, Anthozoa, Malacalcyonacea, Xeniidae. Gene Ontology annotation, cellular component: nuclear pore. The coding region runs from base 376 to 657 and encodes 93 amino acids.
GUUGCUCAAAUAAAGAAACGCUAGUUUCCGGUUUUCGACGAAGCUCGUCUGCUCUUCGCAGGUAUCCGAUCCGGAUGCGACAAUUAUGAGGCACUUAACCGUAUAUAACGAUUUAUUUUAUUUAGUAAAAUUUUAGGUAGUAAAACUUCACAGUUUUCUUUGGUACUUACAGAUUGAUGCAUGCAUGAUACAUAUGAAUUCAGUUUUAUUUUCGUAUCACAAUAUUAAAAAUGACGAUAUUUUUGAUUUGCAAAAUGGCGGGAAAGGGUGACUAAUGCCCGGUAUAUUGUCCUCGUGUAUGGUAAUUAUAAGCAGUAACAAACGUGGUACUUACGAAGAAAAAAGUAAAACUGCAACAAUCGAAUUAAUACGAAAAUGGCCAAAAGAAGUGCUGCAAUUCAGAUUAAUGACAGUAAUUGGGACGCUGAGGAAGAGAGCGAAGAGGCAGGUCAAUUUAAAAUUGCUGGUGCGGCAGAACUGAGUCAAAGAGUAAUCAAGAAAGCCAAAAGACGUGUUCCCGAGGGUGAAGUAUCUACCAAUAGUUUCAAAGGUUUCCAAGGAUUUGGCACCACGGAGAAAAUAGGACAAAAAACUACUUCAACAUUUGCCGGCUUUCAAGGCUUUUCAAAACAGGCUAAAAACAGGUACAAAAUAUAA